Molecule: messenger RNA, 1639 nt
Organism: Pangasianodon hypophthalmus (striped catfish)
Lineage: Eukaryota; Metazoa; Chordata; Actinopteri; Siluriformes; Pangasiidae
Gene: acat1
Product: acetyl-CoA acetyltransferase 1
Exons: 12
Coding region: 94-1347 (417 amino acids)
Biological process (GO): fatty acid beta-oxidation
Molecular function (GO): acetyl-CoA C-acetyltransferase activity
Source: RefSeq, a predicted model, not a curated record
ACACCUCCCCAAUAUGAUUGGUUGUUCUUUCUGAAAGUUUUUUUUUUUAUUUUUUCCCCUCGAGGUGAAGGUGAAACUCGCUUUCUCGCCGCGAUGUCACUCCUCAGCACACGCACUCAGCUCUGCAGACGGCUGGCUCACAAGUAUGUGGCCAGGACCUACACGUCACGCUCGACUCUCAAUGAAGUUGUCAUUGUCAGUGCAGUGCGCACCCCUAUGGGGUCGUUUAAGGGCAGCCUCUCUACGCUUCCUGCAACCAAGCUGGGCUCCAUUGCCAUUAAAGGAGCAAUCGAGCAGGCAGGAAUCCCACCGGAGGAGGUGAAGGAGGUGUACAUGGGCAACGUGCUGCAGGCGGGUGAAGGGCAAGCUCCAACGCGACAAGCUCUACUAGGCGCUGGACUGCCUCUUGCCACUGAAGCAACGACAAUUAACAAAGUCUGUGCCUCGGGCAUGAAGUCCAUCAUGAUGGCAGCACAAAGUCUAAUGUGUGGGCACCAGGAUGUGAUGGUAGCAGGAGGCAUGGAGAGCAUGUCUCAGGUUCCUUAUGUGAUGGCGAGAGAGGCGCCUCCCUACGGCGGGGUGAAGAUGGAGGAUCUCAUCGUGAAGGACGGCCUUACGGAUGUCUACAACAAAUUUCACAUGGGGAACUGUGCAGAAAACACAGCCAAGAAAAGCAGCAUUUCCCGAGAGGAGCAGGACGCCUACGCCAUUAACUCGUACACGCGCAGCAAAGCAGCAUGGGAGUCGGGAAUCCUGGCCAAAGAGGUGGUUCCAGUUAGCAUCCCACAAAAAGGCAAGCCAGAUGUUGUCGUUAAGGAGGAUGAAGAGUGGAGGAAGGUGGAUUUUAGCAAAGUGCCCAAACUGAAGGCUGUCUUCCAGAAAGAGAAUGGUACAGUGACAGCGGCUAACGCUAGCACUCUGAAUGACGGCGCGGCUGCAGUUGUCCUCAUGACGGCAGACGCAGCAAAGAGACUCAAUGUCACACCACUGGCGAGGAUUGUGGGGUUUGCCGACGCUGCCGUGGCUCCUGUCGACUUCCCGAUCGCUCCAGCUUUCGCCAUGCCCAAGGUGCUCAGCGCGGCCGGGCUGAAGAAUGAGGAUGUGGCCAUGUGGGAAAUAAACGAGGCCUUCAGUGUGGUUGUUCUGGCCAACAUUAAGAUGCUGGACAUCGACCCAAGCAAAGUGAACGUCAACGGUGGAGCGGUGUCUCUCGGCCACCCAAUCGGAAUGUCUGGGACGAGGAUUGUGGGACACAUGGUGCACCAUCUGCAGCCUGGCCAAUACGGCCUGGCAGGCAUCUGCAACGGCGGGGGCGGAGCCUCGUCUAUCCUCAUCCAGAAAUUGUAGACUGUUUAUUCUCAUAUUCAACGUCUCUGAGGUCAAAUUACCAGACAGUACAACUCCGUAACCACAGCUCUUUGUGGUUAUAGUCACUCCGGAAUAGGUCACUCCCUCUGUCUGCAUCAGAGAGCUAUUUAAUGUGUCCGUUUUUUUUUUUUUUUUUUUAGUUGAACAUUUUAAACGUUCAUCAAGUAGCAUAUUUAUGAUUAGCAUUAUUUAAAGUUUCUUCUGAUUCUGUUUUCCAGUGUAGAGGUUAUUUUAAAAAAUGCUGAAGCUGCAAUAAAAGAGGUCACCAGUG